Sander lucioperca (pikeperch) is the source of this 2895-nucleotide messenger RNA. It is a transcript of the gene fmodb, whose product is annotated as fibromodulin b. Lineage: Eukaryota; Metazoa; Chordata; Actinopteri; Perciformes; Percidae. The record is from RefSeq and is a predicted model, not a curated record. Gene Ontology annotation, molecular function: protein binding. The transcript is spliced from 3 exons. Bases 1638 to 2678 code for a protein of 346 amino acids.
GUACAUUUAUGACAGACAUGGUUAGACACCCACAAUGCCUGAUGCAUGCACAAAGGGGAUAUGAUGCCAUUGACAGGCAACAUAGACUAAAUGACACGGACUGUGUCCUUGAAUAAAAUGAAAGAUUUCUUUGGGUUUGAACAUUGUUGGAAACAUUUGGGAUAGUGUAAGUACACAACUCAACAAAAUAUAUAACAUGGCUCUAGUUGUUUUUAGACGGAAAAGUUACAUAUAUCUUUAAGAUUGGAUACAUGCACAUACUUGAAUUAUCACGCCCACAUAGAAUGUUUUGGAUUAAACAUGUUGCUCUAAUUACAAGACAAUAUUUCCAGCAUUUGCAUCCUGUUUUAAUUCAGACUGUCUUUGUGGCGCAUUCUGAGACACACACAAAAACAAAGCUGUCUUGCCAAAUACAGAAUUUGAAUGACUAUUGUAUGAAGUGGAUUAUAGGGGGAUUGUUUGAUCAUAACUGAAUGAUAAAUCCAACAUCAAAGUUUUCCUGGAAACUUUUUUAUUUCCCUUACCAAUUACUGCUACUUUGGAUACAUUUGUGAGGAAGGAUUUCUAUUUUUAAGUAAUGGUAUCACAGUUGUAACAGAAUGAUAAGCAACAUUUAUAAAAUAUGAUCAUGUAACAUCAUUUAGGAAAAAAAAGAGUAUUGUUUUAGACUUAAGGUAGUUUUCAAAGAAUGUCAUGCUGUGACUAAACACCUGCCAAGUCCUUUGUGCAAAAGAGUCCCAUCUGUAUAUCUUCAUAUCAUCUCUCCUCUCAUGUAAUUGUUUGGUGAUUAAAGUCUGAACAACUUCCAUUUUUAAAUCAACAUGUCAUCUUUUACUUCCUCUGAGCAGAUUGGGAGAAAAAAAAACAUAAUCCCUGAAACUCUGCCUCCAAUUUUCCUGCUCCAGUGGAGAACAUGAAUGGCGAGGCCCAUUCAUUCAAGACAAUCUCAUAACAGUGCUCUCUUGUCAGCAGGUGCCACCACAAACAUUUGUUAACUUUCUCCACAGUUUGAACACUGUAAUUGACAAAAGUAGUACCUGAAGCAGGCAGGAACAGAGACAGAAAUAUGAAAAACAUGUUUAAGGAGGAUGAUUGUGGACAAAUAACAGGGUUUGGUAUACAUUUUACAUGUUGAAAAAUAUAGUGAAUAAUAAGGCAAAAACAUGCUGCAAUUUAAGAGUUCCAUUUUAAACUUGAACUAAGCUGCAUAGUUUUAUAUAAGAAGAAACACACCACUAAUUACAGCGUUUAGCCUGGUUCGUUAAAUUCUCUAUACCGUAACCCCCCACAUUCUAUAACCUCCACACGAUAAACAGCAAGCCAGACUUCAAGUGGUUGUCCUAAUGAUAAGGUAUGCCACAGUAAGGCAAAACAAGGCUGUUAAAAAGCAGAUGUCUGCACCGGUUCACAGAUGGGAUUGAUAUUGACAUGGCUGGAGGUGAUAUGUUGUAAUAUAGUCUUUACAUGCUGAAAAAUGUAUGUCCUCUAAUGAGAGUGUGUGUCUGGGGCAGGGCUGCAGCUACGUAGAGAGGGGGGGAUAUUUACUCUAUGCCAACAACAUAUACCACUUAGUCUGAAGAAGACACAGGCGACGUGAGCAAGGGGGGAAAAACGUCUCUGAUCAACCAACCGUGAUCAUGUCGACAGUGGUGCUCCUCCUCAUUAUGGGAAUAGUGGAUCUGAGCAUUGGCCAGCAUUACAGCCAGUUCCAAUGGCUGUCACAUCUGCGAGGGCGGUGGCGGUACACUGGCUGGCGGGUUGAGGAUGUGGACUGCCCCCUGGAGUGCGACUGCCCCUCAACCUUCCCCAUAGCUAUGUACUGUCAUGGCCGCAACCUUCAGCAUGUUCCCUACGUCCCCUCACAUAUUAAGUAUGUGUACCUGCAGCAUAACCAGAUCACUGGCAUCCAGGAUGGGGUGUUUGACAAUGCUACCAACUUGGUCUGGGUUGUGCUGUUUCACAACCAGCUCAACUCAGACAAGAUCGGCAAGAACGUCUUCAGCAAGCUCAAGCACCUGGACCGGCUCCUCUUGGAUCAUAAUGAGCUUAUACGUGUGCCUCCCAACUUGCCCAAGUCCAUCACAGACCUGCGACUUGGUCACAACAAGAUCCCAAAAAUCCUCUCUAAGUCAUUCGAGGGGAUGGCCAACCUCACAACCCUUCAGCUCCAAGCAAAUGUCAUAGAGGACGUUGGAGGUGUGUUCAAGGGACUGAAAUCUCUGACUAUGCUGGAUAUGAGGAAAAACAGGCUGAGGAAAAUCCCUGACAACCUCCCAGAGAGGCUGCAGCAGCUCUACCUGGAGUUUAAUAAAAUAGAGAGCGUGCCAGCGGGAUUUCUCACCAUGAAUCCCAAACUGCAGUUUGUCCGGUUGGCUCAUAACAAGCUAACAGAUAAAGGACUUCCACCCAAUGUCUUCAAUAUCAGCACGCUGAUUGAGCUUGACCUGUCUUUCAAUAAACUGGAGAAGAUCCCUGUUGUCAAUCGGAACCUGGAGAACCUUUAUUUGCAAGCCAAUAAGAUCAAAGAGUUCUCCCUGAGCAGUUUCUGCGGUACAAUCGACAUGACAAACUUCUCCAGGCUAAGAAUGCUGCGUUUGGAUGCCAAUGAGAUCAGUGCCAAAGACAUUCCUGCUGAGGCUGCCUACUGUUUGCGGCGUGUUGCCUUUAUUGAUGUGUAGCGCUCCCUGCUCUCUCUCUCUCUCUCUGUCUCUGAUUUCUCUCAACUCGUCCAGGGUGUUGCUCCAUCUGUUAGACCCUGACCUCUUGUCACCUGUCACUAUAUUUCAAUUAUAGUACAGUCUAUUCCAUCAAAGCAUAUUUUAGAUAAUACAUCGUUAAACUGUUAUGAUAGCUAUUAUUAUUAUUAUUAUUAUUAUUAUUAUUAUUAUUAUUAUU